GGUCUAGGGCGGAUGAUUUGGUACUAGCCCAGAUGGCGGCUGCCGCAGCGAGUCGGGGGAUCCGUGCCACAUUGGGCCUCCGUGAGAUUCGUAUCCACUUAUGCCAGCGCUCGCCCGGAAGCCAGGGAGUCAGGGACUUCAUCGAGAAACGCUAUGUGGAGCUGAAGAAGGCGAACCCCGACCUGCCCAUCCUAAUCCGCGAGUGCUCCGAUGUGCAGCCCAAGCUAUGGGCCCGCUACGCAUUUGGCCAAGAGAAGAAUGUCUCUCUGAACAACUUCAGUGCUGAUCAGGUAACCAGAGCCCUGGAGAAUGUGCUAAGUGGCAAAGCCUGAAGCCUCCACUGAGGAUUAAGAGCAAGAGCCCCAGAGCCUGAGCUCUGCUGGACUGAGUACAAUGUGGAGAAACGUGUUCUUCUGUUCUUUAUAAAGCUUGUGCUGAAAA
Eubalaena glacialis (North Atlantic right whale) is the source of this 441-nucleotide messenger RNA. RefSeq names its product NADH:ubiquinone oxidoreductase subunit A2 (gene NDUFA2). The transcript is spliced from 3 exons. Lineage: Eukaryota; Metazoa; Chordata; Mammalia; Artiodactyla; Balaenidae. Bases 33 to 332 code for a protein of 99 amino acids. The record is from RefSeq and is a predicted model, not a curated record.